Physella acuta is the source of this 1570-nucleotide messenger RNA. RefSeq names its product sulfotransferase 1E1-like. Gene Ontology annotation, molecular function: sulfotransferase activity. NCBI's taxonomy places the organism in Eukaryota, Metazoa, Mollusca, Gastropoda, Physidae. The record is from RefSeq and is a predicted model, not a curated record.
CGUACCGGCCUGUAUCUGAACCAUUUCAGUCGAACCAUCCACGCUAACCAACUCGCGACUUCUAGCUCGACAACCUACCAUCACAAUUAUGUCUUACGAAUCCAGUUCCACCAUGGAGCCCAUCCACUUUGAGGACGAGAGGGGCGGGUGCCUGAGUCUGCUGGAGGACGCUGGCUGCUACUUCAGUCCCAACGUUCAGCCUGAACACAUCGUCAACCUGCAGAACUUUAAGGCCAGGUCAGAUGACAUCCUGUUGGUCACCUACCCCAAAUCAGGAACUCACUGGCUCUCAGAAAUCAUCUCCAUGCUGGUCAACGGCUGCCACCGUCUGACCAAAGACACGAUGAAGCACCUGGAGUACCUGCCCGUAGAGGUCCUUGACAGCAUGCCCUCACCCAGAGUUAUCUGCUCCCACUUGCCGUAUCCCAGAAUACCACUCGACUUCCACCGGAAGCGCGCCAAAAUCGUCGUCUGCAUGCGCAACCCACGCGACGUGGCCGUGUCCUACUUUAAAUUCAUCUCUAACCUGAAUUUCUGGAACUAUUCCGGGUAUUGGGAUGGCUUUGUGCCGCUCUUUAUCAACGGCAACUUGCCCUACAACUCGUGGUUUGAACACACUGACACCUGGUUGAAGGUCGCAAGGUCAGGAAAACACAACAUUCACGUGGUCUUCUAUGAAGAUCUGCAUCGAGAUUUCAACUCCACCGUGUCCAGACUCGCUGACUUCUUGGACGUCGACUACACGCCAGAGCUGAUCGAUGCCGUCCAUAUUGAGACCACGUUUGACAACAUGAAAUCACACAAGGACGAUUUCACUUUGCCGCUCAGCAAAAACGGGGAAUCCCCGAUUUACAGAAAAGGAGAAGUUGGGGACUGGGUCAACUGGUUCACGCAUGAGCAGAUCGAUCAAAUCGAUCAGGAGAUGGAGGCAUGGGGUCUGCACCUGGACAACAGGAUCAAGUACUUCACCGACCAGCCCAACCCCACCUCCACGUGAGUGACCCCCCUACAGUUUCUGCCCUCGUUCAUCACUACGACAGUACAUAGCCCUCGAGCCCAUACAGGAUCAUCAUAUGUUGAUCUGCUAUAGAGUAAGGCAGAGACAGUAGAGUUAGUGGCGUUUCACGAAAAUGUGGGUAUAUAGUAAAAAAAAACAUGUUCAUGUUUUUUACUUUCUUUAUAUACUCAUGUUUGAAUGAUGAUUUUUUAAAACAUGUACAUGUAUGAGUGUAUUUUUUAAUAUGAUUUAUGUUGGGUCGUUUUGGGGAAAUCCCCUUUUAAAAAAUUUGCAGCAGAGGGAAUCGGAUUUUCCCGCAGAAUGAAUCGGAUUUUCCCAUAAAAUGAAUCGGGUUUUCCCAUAGAAGAAGUUUCCCCACGUGAAGUGGGUAGGUGGCCAGACAAAGCACUGAUGUAAUCUCGGGUAGGGAGCCCAGUUACCGUGUGCCUGUUUGUUACACCGAACAAUUGAAAUGAGCCAGAUUUUUUAAAACGAACUAUCGUGUGCCUGUUUGUAUCAUAAAACACUAAAAAUAAGCCAGAUUGUAUACCAGUUAUGGUGUGUUAUUUUUAA